Molecule: messenger RNA, 1613 nt
Organism: Vigna unguiculata (cowpea)
Lineage: Eukaryota; Viridiplantae; Streptophyta; Magnoliopsida; Fabales; Fabaceae
Product: chromo domain protein LHP1-like
Biological process (GO): heterochromatin formation
Cellular component (GO): nucleus
Source: RefSeq, a predicted model, not a curated record
AUGGAUCACGCUUUCAGGCAUAGAUACCAUAGAUUGACAGCUCAUCACCUCACCCCAGGCCACGGCGGAUGCUCCGCCCGAGUGGUGGAGCCUUCUGGUGCUGCGGAUUCGGGAGGUGGAGAGGUGGGAGUGACAAAGUUCAAAGCUUUGAGGGGAACGAGGGACCCAGUUGCGGAACGGGAGGAUGAGGAACCCCAGGUGGGGAUUCUGACGGGGAGGGUGAGGAAGGAGAAGGGGAGGGGGAAGAAGAAAUUUUAUGAAGUUGAAGCUAUACGUCGCAAGAGGGUGCGCAAGGGUCAGGUGCAAUACUUUAUCAAAUGGAAUGGGUGGCCUGAGACAGCCAACACUUGGGAGCCACCAGAAAAUCUGGUUUCUGUUCCUGAUGUUGUUGAAGCUUUUGAGGAGAGCUUGAAGUCAGGAAGACACCGUAAGCGCAAACGCAAGCACGUGGUGCAUCAUACUCAACCCAAGAAGAGGCUGGAGCGUUCUACCACUCCUUACAGUCUUCGACGCUUUUCGAGUACCGUUGGAAGCCAUUCACAGUCUGCUCUUCCUGUUCUUAGUGACGCUAGCCUUCCUGUUAUUCCUGCCUUUCCUCAGACUGUUCUUUUUGCUGAUGAAUUGGGAAAUGGUGCUGGCAACAAUCUUGAAAGUGCCAUACCUGUUAAUGUUAACAAAUCUCCAAUUGUUUCAGAACAAAAUGUUGAAAGGAAUGAGGAAAAUGAUUAUGAUCCUAAGCUUAGUGAGCUGAAAGCCUCUUCUGCCGGUGGGAAUGAAGCUGACAGGCUUGCAAUACGGAUUCCAGAAGCAAUGCCUUCUGGUCCUGGGUUUGCUGGCAAUAAUGGUCAAACAGUUGCUAAGCCAAAGGGGGUUCGCAUGGAAACAAGUGAAAGUGGUCGCUGCCGAGGAGCCAAAAGGAGAAAAUCUGGUUCUGUAAAGAGGUUCAACAAAGAAUUAUAUGCUGGUGAGCCUGCCAAUACACAGAACCCAAUUGGAGCAGCUGUUAGUACAGAUGAGUCAGCCCUACUAACACGGAAUGUUGGUAGUGGUGCUAAUCAUGCCAGACCUGCUAGCAAUAUUGUAAAGAUUAUAAAGCCAAUAGGCUAUUCAGCUUCUGUAGCCAGCGGAGCGCAGGAUGUUUUGGUAACCUUUGUGGCUUCAAAGUCUGAUGGAACAGAGGUGAUGGUUAACAACAAGUAUCUAAAAGCAUUUAAUCCACUUCUGCUCAUCAAUUUCUAUGAGCAGCAUCUUCGCUACAGCCCUACAUCUUGACCGACUAAAGUAUUGAAGGUGCUUUGAGUAUGUAGUCAGAUUUCACAUGACAGCACUUAGUUAUUUUUAAGAGUAUCUUUUGUAGAUGCAAAAGAUAGUAAAGGGUAAGAAAUGCAUUGUUUGUUAGUUACAUAUAGGUAUUGACAUUUUAACCAGUGGUUGUCUGGCUACAUACUGUGAUGCAACCUGGUGCCAUAAAGAACUACAUAUUUUAGUGUCUCAAGACAUGAGGAUUGGACCAAAUAGUUUCUUAAGAAUUAGUUAGUCAAGAAUGAAAAAACUGUUUUGGAUAAUGUCAAAUUUUAUGGAAAUUUAUAGCUAUUUAUUAGCAGUUUAUGUUU